AAGAAGAGCAACGGGCACACGCGCCGAUUCAACGCGGAAGUAGCUCUGUGAUCCGCUUCUCUCCUCGCGCGCGUCCCGCACUUUGAGCGAGUCUGCGUUUGUAUUGUUAUUUGCAUUAGUUCAUCGGCCGUCACAGACGUCUCCCAGCGUCGGACAAGCACCCACCCGUCCUCCUCCUCCUCGUCCCCGUGCUCUGAAGGCAUGUGGUCCGCCGGAGAAGCAGCGCUGCGCGCCGCGGAGACGCCGCUCCUGUGGCUCGGCGCCCUGACCGCCGCCUGGCUCUCCGUGUGCUCCGUGUACCGGCUGCUGUCCGGCAUCAGGGUGUGGGGCCUCGGCAACGGACGGCUCGUGUCACCCGACAAACUGGGGAAAUGGGCAGUUGUGACGGGGGCCACGGACGGGAUUGGCAAAGCUUACGCUGAGGAGCUCGCGCGCAGAGGCUUCUGCAUCGUGCUGAUCAGCCGCUCUCAGGAGAAGCUGGAUGACGUUUCCAAGUUCAUCUCGAGCAAAUGUGGAGUGGAGACCAGAACGAUCGUGGCCGACUUCAGCGCUUUGGACAUCUACUCCAGGAUCGAGGACGGACUUGUGGGGCUGGAGAUCGGAGUAUUGGUGAACAAUGUUGGAAUAUCAUAUUCUUACCCUGAAUUCUUCCUCAACGUCCCGAGUCUCGACACGUUCAUCGACACCAUGGUCAACGUUAACAUGACGUCCGUGUGCCAGAUGACACGUCUCGUUUUACCUGGAAUGGUGGAGAGGAAGAAGGGGGCCAUCCUGAACAUCUCGUCCGCCAGCGGGAUGUACCCCGUCCCUCUGCUCACCGUCUACUCCGCCUCCAAGGCGUUCGUGGACUUCUUCUCGCGAGGACUGCAGGCCGAGUACAAAAGCAAAGGCAUCAUCAUCCAGAGCGUUCUGCCGUUUUUUGUUGCGACCAAGCUGAGUAAGAUCCGCCGCGCCACGCUGGACAAGCCCAGUCCGGAGCGCUACGUCUCAGCCGAGCUCAACACCGUGGGGCUGCAGGCGCAGACCAACGGCUACCUGCCCCACGCCGUCAUGGGCUGGGUGACCACGUCCCUGCUGCCCGCCGCCAUCCUCAACAGCCACGUGAUGGGGAUGGGUUUGUCCCAGCGCGCUCGCUACCUUAAGAAGCAGAAGCAGGGUUAGACCGACCUGCUUGGAGGGGGGGAGGGGGGGGGGGCACUACGGGACCACGGAAGAGGACGAGAAGAAA
This is a messenger RNA of Gasterosteus aculeatus aculeatus (three-spined stickleback), 1228 nucleotides long. It is a transcript of the gene hsd17b12b, whose product is annotated as hydroxysteroid (17-beta) dehydrogenase 12b. The record is from RefSeq and is a predicted model, not a curated record. Lineage: Eukaryota; Metazoa; Chordata; Actinopteri; Perciformes; Gasterosteidae. Gene Ontology annotation, molecular function: oxidoreductase activity. Gene Ontology annotation, cellular component: endoplasmic reticulum.